Molecule: messenger RNA, 795 nt
Organism: Pseudozyma hubeiensis SY62
Lineage: Eukaryota; Fungi; Basidiomycota; Ustilaginomycetes; Ustilaginales; Ustilaginaceae
Product: protein fmp52
Exons: 2
Coding region: 1-795 (264 amino acids)
Biological process (GO): import into nucleus
Cellular component (GO): cytoplasm
Source: RefSeq, a predicted model, not a curated record
AUGUCAUCGGUCGCUGCAGCCAAAGCUGGUGGUGAGGGCACAGCCGUCAUUCUGGGUGCAUCUGGAGCGGUUGGAAAGCACCUGCUCUCGCAGCUCGUUGGGCCCGAGUCUCCCUACUCGACCGUUCUAUCCUUUGCGCGUCGACCGCAUCCUUCGCCGCCGCCUGUCUCGCCCAACGUCACGUUCAGCGAGAUCCUAGUGGACUUCGACGCCAUCCACUCUGGCUCCUCCACCGAACUCUCCAAACUCACCACCGCACCUACUGCCAGCUCGAUCUUCAUCACCAUGGGAACCACGCGCGCGGCAGCGGGCAGCAUGUUAGCGUUCGAACUCAUCGACCGAGAAUACGUCCUCUCCACCGCACGCGCGCUCCACAAACCUUCUUCCAACCAAACUCUCCUCUACUGCUCCUCCUCCGGCUCUUCAUCUUCCUCCCCCUUCCCUUACCUCAAAAGCAAAGGUCUCACCGAACAAGGUCUCGCCUCCACCUUCGCGAACACCAUCAUCUUUAAACCCGGUUACCUAGCAAAUGCCGAACGUCCAGGAACGAGGAUCCUCGAAAAACUCUCCGCUCCUUUCGUAGGUCUGUUGGCCAUCGCAAGCGAUAGCGUACAGGCUGACGUAAGGUAUGUGGCAAAAGCCAUGGUGAGGGCCGCGACAAUGGGUACGGACGAGCUGAAGAAUAAGGGGUUGGGUGUGACCCCCGGUGAAGGGUUCAAGUUGGAUGAGGGCAAGGGUAGGGAGGGCGUGGCAGUGGUGGGUAACGCUAGCAUUUUGAAGCUCGCCAAGGAGUAG